Molecule: messenger RNA, 5017 nt
Organism: Misgurnus anguillicaudatus (oriental weatherfish)
Lineage: Eukaryota; Metazoa; Chordata; Actinopteri; Cypriniformes; Cobitidae
Product: zinc fingers and homeoboxes protein 1
Biological process (GO): regulation of transcription by RNA polymerase II
Cellular component (GO): nucleus
Molecular function (GO): DNA binding; DNA-binding transcription factor activity, RNA polymerase II-specific
Source: RefSeq, a predicted model, not a curated record
ACGUAUCUGUAGGCAUUGCUAUAGUUUUCCAGUCAGUUCAUACUUUAUAACGUCAAAAUGUGACACAGGUGUGUGCAUUGAAUUAAAACUGAGUCCUACAUGAGUUUACUGGUUUAAAUAGUAUGUACAUUUAGCGAUUUAUCGACGAAUUUACGUGACGGUGGGGAGUCGCCUGGCGAUGACGUCAGGACGUAUUCCACUGACAGCGGUGACGCCUGAUCAUUAAAAACUGCCAUUAAAAUGAGCGCAGAUAUUUUUGUGUAUUACUGUGAGUUUGAGACUCAUAAAAACAGCUUCGCGGUCCACCAGCUUGAAUAUUAACGGAGUAGAGACCUCACGGACAGAAUAAUCCGAUCGGCGUGGCAUCUGCCCGGUCCAGUCUGUGUUCUUUCCCCUGUACGUGCGACGGGUCUCGGUCCAUCUCGCCUCCGCUCUUCCUGCAGCCGAGCGGUUAGUCGCACCCCGAGCUGCGAUCUGACCCUAAACCCCGCGGACAGCAUCGAGCGGGUGCCCGGCGCAUUUAGCAUGUAAAUUCAACAUCCUGAAGGUUUCGGAUCAGUCUAUUUGUUUUCACAAUCACAAGCACAAUGUCAAGUCGAAGGAAGUCCACAACGCCCUGCAUGGUGCUUCCGUCAGAUGUCAUAGACCAAGAUCCAGACAUGGAGGCCCUGGAAGGGAAUGAUGGAGCUGAGAGUAUGGCAGACGGUCCUAUGGAGGGAGCAGUAGUUCCCAUGGAAACAGAGACGGAGUAUGAUGGGUGCCAUCUCUCUAGUGAGGACUGUCAUUCUUCAGGAAAAAGCUCAGGUCAGACGUCAAUAGAGCAGCCGGUCUCUAAUCUGACUGCCGAGGGUGGUUGUGUGCUGACAGAAAUGGAAGAUAGUGAUGAUCCCUCAGUUACUGGCAUUUCUCUCAGCAAGACUCCUAUAAUGAAAAUGAAAAGCAAGUCUGAACCCAAGAGAAUAGCCAUGUCUCUGAAAGGCAGUAGCGAAAGUGAAAUAGUGCCUGAAAGUGAGAUGGAACUGGAGCCGUUGGAAGCGUCUGUGAUGGGCUCCUCCAUGACAGGUGAGCUAAUGAGUCCACUGCUCACCGAAUCUGUAAAGCCCAGCGUCCUUGUCAAUAUUUCAAAUCCUGUGGUAGCAGAUCAAAAGAAGCUGAUAAUGAACCCUGCAACGGUUCUUCCCGCUGGCCUGGCUCAGGUACUUUCUGCCUUGCAGGCCCAGCAGACUGCCCAAGCCCAACUUCUCAUACCCGUGAGCAGUAUUCCCACCUACAAUGCCGCCAUGGACACCAAUGCAGUCCUGAUCAACACUUACAAGAAGUUUCCUUACCCAUCAGUGGCUGAGAUCAUGGGACUUUCCGCCCAGACCAAGUUCAGCGAGGAGCAGAUAAAGAUCUGGUUUUCUGCUCAGCGUUUGAAGCACGGAGUCAGCUGGACCCCGGAGGAGGUUGAAGAAGCAAGAAGGAAGCAGUUUAACGGCACGGUUCACACCGUACCCCAAACCAUCACAGUCAUCCCGGCUCAUCAUCUGUCCACCACUAAUGGCCUGCAGUCCAUUCUUCAGACCUGCCAGAUUGUGGGGCAGCCAGGUUUGGUUUUGACACAGGUUGGCACGGCUAACAGCCUCCCAGUCAGCACCCCAAUAACCUUGACCGUUGCAGGGAUGCCCAUUCAAAGCCAGACGCCCAAGUUCACAACCCAUCAGACAAGUCCUGCCCUUAGUGAAACAAAAAGAGCAACCACAAUCCAGCCACCAUCGCUGACGCCUCAGGAGAACUCUGCUCUCAGUGCAGACCACUUUGGCCUGCGACCUAAGAAAUCUAAGGAACAGCUGGCUGAAUUGAAAGCUAGCUAUCUGAAGAAUCAGUUUGCGUCUGAUGCCGAGAUAGCUAGACUAAUGAAGUUAACUAAUCUAACUAAAGGAGAAAUUAAGAAGUGGUUCAGCGACACUCGAUACAACCAGCGCAAUUCUAAGAACAGCCAUGCUUUCCUUGCUAGUGACCAUCCCAGGAGUAAUAGCAGCACCACCAUUGUCAUCGAUUCUAGUGACGAAACGCCCCAGUCUCCAACGCCAUCGCCCAUCAAGGAGAAGGAGACGAGGGCCAAGACCUGGAACACAUUCCCAGACUUUACUCUUCAGAAGUUUAAAGAAAAGACCCCAGAGCAAUUGGUGGUCCUAGAGGAAAGCUUUCAGAAAUGUGACACACCAACUGAUGAAGAGCUCAGUAGAUUAAGAGCGGAGACGAAGCUCACCAGGCGAGAAAUUGACGCCUGGUUCACAGAAAAGAGGAAAACCCCGGCAGCCGAUUCCCUGGAGGGAAAAACAGAUGGUGAAACGUCCCAGAAAAAACGCAGCCAGACUCCACCGGGUGGGAAAAGACUGAGCAAAGAAAAAGUUAGUAAGAAAACUCCAGAGCAGCUACAUGUUCUCAAAACUGCUUUUGUUCGCACCCAGUGGCCUUCGGCUGAAGAAUACGAUCAGUUGGCUGAAGAAAGUGGACUGCCUCGUUCCUACAUCGUCAAUUGGUUUGGUGACACGCGCUACGCCUGGAAAAACGGCAACUUGAAGUGGUAUUUUUACUAUCAGAGCGGCAACGUGAAUGGCAACAAAAACAGAAAGCGAAGGAUUCGAAAUCGAGGUUGGGGAAGAAGCCGUACUAGAAAACCGAAGAAGUCCACAGAAACGGAGAAGUCGCUGCCGAUCAAGUUCAAGUCUGGAAGAGAUAUUUUGAAGGAGUACUAUUUAAAGCACAAGUUCCUGAACGAACAGGACUUGGAUGAGCUUGUCGCCAAGUCCAACAUGAGCUACGAGCAGGUGAGAGAGUGGUUUGCUGAGAUCCAUCGGAAGGAGGAAAUGGGUACCAACCCAUUUGAAGAUAAAAUGGGAAAUGUAGAUGCAGAUGAGGACGAAGAUGAGUCACAGGGUGAAAAUGAAAGGGCAGCUGAGGAGCAAGGACCUUCCGCCAUGGGAGAAGAUGAUGGAGACGACGAUGAUGAGGACACGGAUGACAGUGAUUCCUGGGAGCCUCCACAUAGCGUUCGAAAAGCAUUGUCGGCAUCUGAGGAUCAGUGAUCUAGAUUUUGAGCAAUGGGUUUAAAUGUCCCCAUUAAAAUUUCAUGACCACGCGCCCUCUUUCACUGCACCCAUAGUUUCAUUUAAGGUUUGACAAGAUUGUUUCGUCAAAUCUUGCAACAGUCCUUGCAACCAAUUUUCUGCACCUUAAACUUUGCUCUCGCAAAGACAUCUUAUUCAAAGCCUCAAUGUUGGAUCGGUUAUGGUUUUUUAAGGGGGGCCUUUUAAUCAUUUAAAGUAAUUUGGAGAACUCCGUGCCAAAGUAUUGCAUUGAAUGUUACGGUUCUCUUCGAAUGGAAUAUGAAAUGCAUCCCUUUAUCCAAUCGACAUGACGUAUUCCUGAGGCGCCGUCAUGUGUGUGGUGUAAAAAACGAAACCAGCCACCUUAUUUGUGUAGCAGUUCAGUAGGAGUGAGACCAAACAUUUCCAAUACAAUUUUCAAAUUCAAUGACAUAAAAGUGUUUUAACUCUCAUUCCCAAUGUUUUUAUCAUGUAGUGGUUUAUUGUUGAAAUCCAUACUUACCCUUAACACAUACUAAAUAUGGAUACAUACCUGGGAUACAGCACACAGUACAUCUAACAGGACAGUUUGGGUACUGUAGUCCCUCUGACUGCCAUAAUGUGGGUCAUCCUUAAAACCUAUAACUCAUCAUCAUGUGUGGAAGAUUAUUUUAGCGACGUGACUAUUUUACAGCUUACACGUUUAUCAAGUGGACUGUUUUCGAGUAUUUUCUAAUUUUCAGUGGAAACAUGGACACAAUAACGAUUUUAUUUUUGCUGUCUAUUCAUUCAAGAUUUUUGUCUAUCAGAUUACUUCAACAAACAUAAAGAUGAUCGUAAGCUUGAAGGCAAAUGAUACUUUGAAUUGCUUGACACAUUUGAAAUGAUCAUGUGAAGAAAACGUAAAAAGCUCGUAAUCUGAAAGUGUUACAUGGUCUGUCAUUGUUUCUUGCUUCUUUUUUAUUAUUUUUGAAAACGUUCGAUUUAAGGGUCAGAAUGAGAUGCUAUCAAAUAAUCACUGAUGAAUUGUUACUUUGUGUGUGUGUAUAAUUGAAUUUUUUUCUAAUAUUCGUGCAUGAAUACACAGCACUAUUACUGGUACUUUAUAACUGCACCCCUUAGCAAGACAUUCAAUAUCUUCAUUAUAUUCGCAUGUAUUGACAUUGAGAUGAAUGAUGGAGAAGUGUUCAGUUUGUACAUAUACCUUUAUACUUCACUAGUAGUUUAAAGCGUUUUAUAAGUUUGUAUUUAUAGUAAUGAUGAAUUUUACCCUUACGUGAGUGAGUGAUCAUUAUUGUGUGAUAUGAAACCAACAUUUCACAGAUUUUAAAGCUCUAUACUGUCUCGAUAUGCUCCAGAUUUUUUACUUUCUGGUGAACAUUUAUUUGACUUGCUUGCAACCCUCUAAACUUAUUUUUUGUGAAUACUGUAGUAGUUUAUAAUAGGCCAGUGGUCAAAUCAGCCUCUGUAAACAUGGUAAGUACUGUUUGAACAAAAUAGCACAGUCAAACUUGUGUCCUCUCCACUUUUAUUGACCGAUCCUUUUAUGUUUUUUAUAGUUUGAGAACCUUUGACUGGGAUCUUGCGUUUAGUGCUGAAUCUAAUUACAGUUGUAUGUUGUGCUUCCUUCAGCUGAUUCUAUUAACAUUCAACCGCAUUGUGUUGCUAAAUGGUUAUCACUUUAGUCUGGCUGUUACUAGGCUCUGUAAAAAACAAUUUUUUAUGCCGAUAUGAAACCGUAAUGAAUUGUAAUAUAAAAACGCUUGAUGAGCCUUAAAAUCUGUAGACGCCUCUUCGGUGGCAAAAGCUUUAUUUCCCCGAGCCAUAGUCUUUGUGCAAUGCUUUUAAUUUAAUUGAAUUGUUUUAAUAGGCUUUCGCUUGAUUUAGACUAAAUAUAUAUAUAUUUUCUACUUGUUUGAGGAUGACACAAUAAAUUUGAAAAAAUU